AUGAGCAGCAACGCGGCGAGGGGCGAGCCGGACGAAGGGGUCGAGAGAAGCGACGUUUUCCUUUACAGAAGCGAAGUGGGGAAUGAGGGAGAGUCUUGCAACGUCCUGUGUCUCUUCCUCUUUUUUAUUUCCCUAUUUUUUGUGAUGCUGAUGACGGCCGAUAACAGUGCAGUUCCAGCGGGGAGCGGCUACGAGGGAGGAGUGGGCGGCGGCCUCGGGGUGGACGUCGAUGGGAAUCUGCUGCCGGGGGAGGGCGGAGACAGGUCCGCGCCGGACGACCUGUUCGACAGUGUGCUGAUUCAGUGCCUAAAUUUUAAGGGCCGCUACAGAGUGGAGGGCCGGGGGGGCGCAGUUAAAGCAGUUAGCGGUAUUAGCGGUGUGAGUGGAGUUAGCGCAGUUAGCGGUAUUAGCGGUGUGAGUGGAGUUAGCGCAGUUAGCGGCGGGAGUACCGCUAGCACCGCCAUCCCCGCCAUCCCCGCCAUCCCCGGCAGCACCUCGGGGAAGGGGAACCCGGGGGGGGGAGCAUUCGAGGCGAAGCUGAUUACGCUGAAGCUGUCCCUCUACAACGUAACGAAGUCGUUUCUGUUUCUGUACUUUGAGCCGCAGGGGGGGGUCAGCGGCGGUGGAGGUGGGGGGGAAGAGGUGCACAUCGGAGAGGAGGGGCGUAACCGCUUCGCCGGCCAAGGGGCUGGGCCCCCGCCGCGAACCCCCGAGCAGCCGAGCAAAUUCCAGUUCGUGGGAGUGCCCGGGCUGAACGUUAACAGGGAAAGCGCAUACAUGUUCAACGGCGCGGGGUACAACUUCCUGACGCUGUGCCAGGAUGAGAGGAACUGCAUCUGCAAGUACAACGUGGGCAUUCAACAGAACGUGGCCAUGCAGGAGUCGACGUCUCUCCGGGAGGUGGAAGAGUCCUAUCUGUUCCUGCUGAAGAGGUACCUGAUGGACGAGGCGCAGUCGCUUGGCGCGUUCCCCUCGGCGAGCUACCGCGAGCAGUACGAGCGGUACCUGAGUGGGAGGGUCGCCGGCGCGGAGGCAGCAGCAGGGGCAGGGGCAGCGGCGGCUGGCGGUACGGGCACCCCUGGUGAUGGAGCUAACCCCCCCCAUGGAGAGGUAACUCCCCCGUGGGGUGAAGCUAGUACCCAGCGUGGAGAAGCUAGUACCCAGCGGGGUGAGGCGGCCCCCCCCCAGUACGACGGCUACAUCUCCUCGGACAACUGCGGACUCUUCGUGCGGCUGGAGGGAAGCGACGUAGACAAGAAGCACGCAGCUGCGCAGGUGACGGCCUUUUCCGUCCUCUAUAACAUCAAGUCGCUGAUCGAGUUGGGUCUCUUUUACGUGCAGAUAGGGCGAAGCAGCGAGAACAUGCGUAGCGCGAGCAAAGUGUCGCUACUCUCCAUCUGCCUGAACUCAUUCAUAGAUCUGUUCGAGUCCCUCCUGCUCCUCUACGAAGUGAUGCUCUCCCGUCUGUUACUAGUUCAUUUCAUUUUUAUGGUACUUCUUAAGUUUGUCUUAUUUACCCUCAUGGAGCUGCGGUACAUUUUAAUAAUUUGGAGAGCUAAUCAUCAGCAGGAUCUCCAAGAAGGAUGGGAUCAGUUGCAGAGGAAGCUUGGCACGUUAUAUAAAUUUUAUUAUGGGAGCAUCCUCCUCGUGAUUGUGACCUUCUAUUACGUUUUCCCAGUCUGUCCCUACGUUUUGCUGCUACUCUACAUGUGUUGGGUACCUCAGAUUCUGUUGGACAUUUGGAAGGGCCAGAGACAUUCCAUAAAUCUGAAGAUCGCAUUUGCUCUCUCCCUAUGCCGAGUGUUCCUCCCAGUCUACCGCUUUAUGUAUCCCAAAAGUAUUUUUCAAUUGGACAUAUUUGCUCGAGCGUUGGACUCGUCUAACAGCACCUUCAGCAUCCUCCUCAUCGUGAUUCUAGCUGUGCAGUUGCUCCUCAUGUCUCUGCAAAGGCUCUACGGACCCAGACACCUCAUUGAUUUGGAGCUCCUACCCCACGUGCAUAACUACUACAGAACGGUUGACCCCAAUUUCGAGACUGGCCUCCCCGAGUGUGUCAUCUGUAUGUAUGAUAUUGUUCUGAAGAAUAGGACCUACUGCGUCACUCCUUGUCUUCACAUUUUCCACGAGAAGUGCCUGCAGCAGUGGAUGGACGUCAAGCUCGAGUGCCCCACCUGCCGCGGCGCCCUCCCCAACUUCCCCUAA
Molecule: messenger RNA, 2202 nt
Organism: Plasmodium vivax (malaria parasite P. vivax)
Lineage: Eukaryota; Apicomplexa; Aconoidasida; Haemosporida; Plasmodiidae
Exons: 1
Coding region: 1-2202 (733 amino acids)
Source: RefSeq, a predicted model, not a curated record